Lemur catta (Ring-tailed lemur) is the source of this 1588-nucleotide messenger RNA. It is a transcript of the gene CENPK, whose product is annotated as centromere protein K. Lineage: Eukaryota; Metazoa; Chordata; Mammalia; Primates; Lemuridae. The record is from RefSeq and is a predicted model, not a curated record. The transcript has 10 exons. The coding region runs from base 69 to 887 and encodes 272 amino acids. Gene Ontology annotation, biological process: mitotic sister chromatid segregation; kinetochore assembly. Gene Ontology annotation, cellular component: nucleus.
GUUUAAGUGACUUGCCCAAGUCUUCACAGCUGUUUUUUUAUCAUAAAGCUAAGAAAAUCACAAAGAACAUGUCAGUGAAUCAGCAAGAUCUAGAUCCAGAUAGUACUACAGAUGUGGGAGAUAUUACAGAUACUGAAGAAGAACUUGUUAAAAAAUGUGAAGAAAUAUGGAAAGAUAUGGAAGAAUAUCAGAAUAAAUUAUCACUUACUGGAACCAAGACACUCACUGAUUCAAAUGCUCAGCUAUCAUUAUUAAUUAUGCAAGUGAAAUGUUUGACCGCUGAACUCAGACAAUGGCAAAAAGAAACCCCUGAAAUAAUUCCCCUGACUGAAGAUGUUUUGGUAACAUUAGCAAAAGAAGAGUUCCAAAAAUUGAGACAUGAUCUUGAAACGGUACUAUCUACUAUUCAGUUAAAGAAUGAAAAGUUAAAGGAAGACUUGGAAAGGGAGCAACAGUGGUUGAAUGAACAGCAACAGAUAAUGGACUCUCUUAAUGUACUACACAAUGAAUUGAAAAAUAAGGUCAUGCCGUUUUCUGAGUCAAGAAUCUUUAAUGAACUGAAAACUAAAAUGCUUAAUAUAAGAGAAUAUAAGGAGAAACUCUUGAUUACCUUGGGUGAGUUUCUGGAAGACCAUUUUCCUCUGCCUGAUGAUGGAAAUGUGAAAAAGAAAAAGAAAAACAUUCAAGCGCCAACUGCACAGCUGAUAACACUUCAUGAAAUGUUAGAGAUUCUUAUAAAUAGAUUAUUUGAUGUUCCACAUGAUCCAUAUGUCAAAAUUAGUGAUUCCUUUUGGCCACCUUACAUUGAGCUGCUGCUGCGUAAUGGAAUUGCCUUGAGACAUCCAGAAGAUCCAACUCAAAUAAGAUUAGAAGCUUUCCAUCAGUAAAAUUAUGAUCUCUUUUUCACAUAGCAAAGGAUCUUGUCAUUCAAGGAUAAUGGAAACACAGCACUAUUUGGAUAAAGAACAUCAUUUGCAAAUUAAAGCACAUAGUCCAUCUUCCUUUUAUCCUUAAAUGAUACACAUUGCCAUCUGUUAUUCAUGUUUAGAUAGUCAUUUCUUAGUCAGUGCUUUGGUGUUUUAAAUUAUAUGGACAAGAAUGUGAGUGAAUAAUAUUCUAGACUAAGACAUUUAAUGUACCUUACCUUAUGCAAUAAUGUUUGGAAAAUUUUUUGUUAAUUUAUGAUAUUGCUAAUGUAAUAUAUUUCUUUCUAAAUUUAUAACAGUAUCUUUUAUGCAUUUUGAGUUCUAUUUGGUACUUUAUAUUUUAAGAAUUAUAGUGGAAAGGUCAUUUAAUUUGAAGAUAGUUUUCAAAUUGAAGUAAUAUCUCAUGGAGAAGGCAUAAUUUUAAAAUGUUUAGCAAUUUGUUUCAUAUGUACUGCCUUAUUUCUAGAUUUGUGAAAAAUUGGGAUAAAAACUAAUGGGAAAAGCUAGCAUGAAAAUUAUAUUUUAAUUUGUAUUAUAUACCAAGUGACAUUCUAUAUUAAUCCAUUCUUGAAUCUGUUAAUUAUUAGCAACAAAAUUGUGUUCACGACAUUUUGUUAAUGCUUUGAAUUUUCUGUAAAUAAAAUUCCCUCUAAAAGUCUCUA